AUGACUUUCACAAAUCCUUUCAAUAAACAAGGUGAUCCAGAACGUAUUCUUGAACUCAACAGAGAAUCAUAUCAAAAAUUAAUGAACAUAGAAAUCAAUGAACCUAAAGAUUAUGAUAUUAACUCUAUCAGACCUCCAGAAGAUAUCUCCAAAUAUGUUCAUGCGAAUGCUACAAUUUUAGCACUUGUGAGAAACUCGGAAGCAAGACAAAUUGCCAGUACAAUAAGACAAUUUGAAGCUUCAUUUAAUAGUAAGUUCAUGUAUCCCUAUACUUUUAUCAAUGAUUCACCUUUCAGUGAAAGAUUCAAAGCCAAAGUGAAGGAGGUCAGUAAUGCUCCGAUGAACUUCAUAACUAUUCCCAGGGAUUUAUGGGCCAGGCCUUCGAGUAUAGAUGCUAAGAAGGCUGAGGAAGCCAUGAAGAUUCUUACAGAAAAAAGCGUUGCAUAUGCCAAUAAGCUUUCAUAUCACAACAUGUGUCGUUUCUAUUCUGGAACAUUCUAUAAUAUUCCUGAAUUACUAAAGUUCAAAUAUUACUGGAGAAUUGAACCCCAAGUGAAGUUUUUCACUGAUAUUAAGUAUGAUGUUUUUAAGUAUCUUGAAGGAACACAAAAGGUCUAUGGAUUCACACUUUCAUUAUACGAUAUUGAAGAUUCUGUUACAACACUUUGGCCAGAAACCAUCAAGUUUUUAAAUUCGGAUGAUAACUACAAAUAUAUAAAUCCGAAUGGUGCCUUCCAAUGGUUACUUGAAAAUCAGCAAAAUCCUAAGAAGGCUGAGAUCGCUGGAGGUUAUUCCACUUGUCAUUUCUGGUCUAAUUUUGAAAUUGGUGAUAUGGAUUUCUUUAGAGGUGAAGCAUAUACAAAUUGGUUUAAACAUUUAGACUCAACUGGGAAAUUUUAUUACGAAAGAUGGGGUGAUGCUCCUGUUCAUUCUAUUGGGUUGGGAUUAUUUGCUGAUAAAUCUAAAAUCCAUUGGUUCAGAGAUAUUGGAUAUGAACAUGAUCCAUAUUUGAAUUGUCCCAACUCAAAGAAUGUAGCUCGUUGUAAAACUGGUCUGUUUUCUCGCUGGGACCAUUUACAAGAUCAAAAUUGUAUGGCUAGUUGGGUUGAUUAUAGUAUGGCUGAUCCAGCAAAGAUUUAUUAA
Messenger RNA from Lizanozyma spartinae, 1143 nucleotides. RefSeq lists its product as uncharacterized. Gene Ontology annotation, biological process: cell wall mannoprotein biosynthetic process; protein O-linked glycosylation; protein N-linked glycosylation. NCBI's taxonomy places the organism in Eukaryota, Fungi, Ascomycota, Pichiomycetes, Serinales, Debaryomycetaceae. The transcript has a single exon. Gene Ontology annotation, molecular function: alpha-1,2-mannosyltransferase activity. Bases 1 to 1143 code for a protein of 380 amino acids. The record is from RefSeq and is a predicted model, not a curated record. Gene Ontology annotation, cellular component: membrane; Golgi apparatus.